AUGGACAUCACGGUGCGUGUCGAAGUCCAGUACCAUGCGCCGGCGAACGCUAUUACGCGCGACGUGCUCGGGAUGUUUCGGUCUACGACGUGGGUGCGGUUUAUGAUGCGCUACGUGUCGCCGCGGCUCAAGAGCUCGUCACCGGCAGACCAGACUAUUCUAGAUGAGCUCGAGAGUCAGGAGGCUGCCGAGAUGCACAAGGGCAAGUGCGUCAUUUGCAUGAGUGAGAAUCCGUGCGAUGGCCACGUAACGCUGCCAUGUGGCCACUCAUUCCACUAUCCAUGCAUCUCGUCUUGGCUGCAGAGCCGUAGCACAUGCCCCGUAUGCCGAUUCCAGUUUCCCAAGGCCUUUACGGGCAAAUACGCCGUGUUAAGGCUCAAGUCAUCCAUGGUGCUUGCAGAGGAGCAGACCAAGAUGCCACGAGCGGAGCUGCUUGCCCUUGACAUUGGCAAGCAGGUUAUACGUGCUGUUGUGAGCGUCACACUUGUCAAAGUUGCGGUCGAGGGCGAUGACGAGGAGUUUCCGUGUGAGCUUAGCGCCUGGUUGCUAGACCCUUCGACAGGGGAGACCUUUUCGGAGCUUGACUGUGUAUUACGACCGCAUUAG
Molecule: messenger RNA, 606 nt
Organism: Peronospora belbahrii
Lineage: Eukaryota; Oomycota; Peronosporomycetes; Peronosporales; Peronosporaceae
Source: the annotation of a GenBank genome assembly